This is a messenger RNA of Capsicum annuum, 1410 nucleotides long. Its product is annotated as probable methyltransferase At1g27930. The transcript has a single exon. Bases 220 to 1062 code for a protein of 280 amino acids. Lineage: Eukaryota; Viridiplantae; Streptophyta; Magnoliopsida; Solanales; Solanaceae. Gene Ontology annotation, biological process: xylan biosynthetic process. The record is from RefSeq and is a predicted model, not a curated record.
AAAUAUUCUACAAAUUUGACUUGGUGCACCGACCUUAAACUCAUAAAAUAUUGGAUGCCAAUAAUUGUAGAAUUAUGUAUAUACAACGUGCAUGUCACUAAUCUGAUGUAAAACUCUUAUAAAAGGUUUAUUUUUUUUAAUUUUCUUCCACAUACAUAAACUUGUUUCUUACUUCAAAUCACACCUUCUUCUCCGGAAUAUCAAUUUCUUCCAAAAAAUAUGCGGCAUUUGAAGCCAGAGAAAUCAUGGUGCUUCAUCAUUGCAUUAGUAGGUUUAAUAGGAGGUGCCCUUUUCAUGUCCAUGUUUCUCAAAACGUCGUCAAACAAUUGGAUCCUGUGCAGCAACAGCAAUAAUAAAGCUCCAAAUGAUCAUGGCAAGAACUGGAAUCAACAGCAAAUCCAUCUGGAUGCCAUUUUACAUUAUGCAACAUCGCGAGUGAUACCUCAACAAAAUAUAGACGAGAUCAGGAUAUCUUUUGAUGUUCUGAAAAAUCAGACUCCAUGUAAUUUUCUUGUAUUUGGUUUAGGCCAUGAUUCUCAAAUGUGGGCAUCAUUUAAUUCAGGUGGAAACACAUUGUUCCUAGAGGAAGAUCCGAAAUGGGUGGAGGCUAUACUAAAAGAUGCUCCUUUUCUUCAUGCUGUAACAGUGAAAUAUAGGACAAUGUUGUCAGAGGCAGAUGAGCUAGUGGAACAUUACCAUAAAGAACCAGAUUGUUCUGCUAAAAAAUCAUUUCUGCGUGGCAAUCAUGGCUGUAAAUUAGCAUUGGAUAGGUUACCAGAUGAAGUUUACGAUAAGGAAUGGGAUCUGAUUAUGAUAGAUGCACCACGAGGUUAUUUUGCAGAAGCACCAGGUAGAAUGGCAGCUAUUUAUUCUGCAGCUGUUAUGGCUAGAAAUAGGAAAGGAAAAGGCGUCACACAUGUUUUUUUACACGAUGUGGAUCGUAAGGUAGAAAAGAUUUAUGCUGAGCUCUUCUUGUGUAGGAAAUAUUUGGUGAAAGGGGUAGGAAGGAUUUGGCAUUUUGAGAUUCCUCCAGCAUCUAAUAUUGGAAACAUUUUUUGCUAGAAUUAUUACUUUCCUACGUAUCAAUCUUCUUAGUUUCUUCCCAUUUCCAAUGUAAUUUAGUUAGGGUGUUUUUGGUACGAUGGAAAAUGUUAGACAGCUCUGCUGUAGCCGGAUUAGUAAUUCCAGUGGCGGAUUAUACCUCUUCUACGUCAAGUUUAGUAGGUGCUCGAGCACCCGAAAAUUGCACGUCGGUCCGCCCAUGAGUAAUCCUAGGAUUGUGUCCAUUAGUAGGAGCCUCUUGUCAAGAGAGUUUGGGUGUGGUGGGUGUCUUUGGUCUGCGAGUGUAUGUUACUACAAGGCGGAUGUCUUAUUUUUUAUUUCUAGUUCGAUUGGCUCGUAUUUCUCUUA